Messenger RNA from Fimicolochytrium jonesii, 1464 nucleotides. RefSeq lists its product as uncharacterized. Gene Ontology annotation, molecular function: protein binding. Gene Ontology annotation, biological process: SCF-dependent proteasomal ubiquitin-dependent protein catabolic process. The record is from RefSeq and is a predicted model, not a curated record. Gene Ontology annotation, cellular component: SCF ubiquitin ligase complex. NCBI's taxonomy places the organism in Eukaryota, Fungi, Chytridiomycota, Chytridiomycetes, Spizellomycetales, Powellomycetaceae. Bases 213 to 1250 code for a protein of 345 amino acids. The transcript has 5 exons.
CAACGGGGGGGUUUGCUGGAUCUGGAUCUGGAGGGGUCCGAGACCAAGGCUCAGCGACUGAUCUCCCUGUUCUCGCACAGCCAGGGUUCGCAUAUAAAAGUGAGGGUGUUGGGUGAACGGUGCUAAGGGAGAACAGGUCUGCUUGCCAGAAAGCUGUUCACUUCUCGCACCAGAGUUGUUUCCCAGCCGGAGCUGCUCAGUUUCCCAAGCGAAUGACCACAGGUUGCCUCUCUGCUAUGCCCCGCGAAGUCAACCCACCGGAAGCGGACGGUCUUGUCCUGCCGUCUCCGACAACGCAUGGCGAGCUGCAGUUGCUGGACUUGCCCACUGAGAUCUUGAUGGCAGCGAUCAGGUUCUUGAACGGGAAGCAAAAAUCUGAACUCCGCCUCAUCUCCCACCACUUCGAAACCCUCUUUUGGUCCGCGCCACUCUGGAAGACCUUCGACCACGACGACAAAAGAUCCAAUUCGCUCAACCCCGUUCUCCGACGUCGCGUGCUCGCUCACUGCGGCAGCACAAUCCGCGCGUUGCGAUACUCGAACUUGCAGCAUGAGUCACUGUUGCAGAUGGUGAAGGGGUGUGGGGGCCUGACGGAGGUGGCGUUGAGGGAUGUGAAGCCGGAUGUGUUGAUGGAUGCUGUGGGUGGGUUGAGCAUGGCAGGGGCGUUUAUAAAGCUUUCGCGAUUGGAUAUUACCAUGCCGUGCAGUCGGACCAGUAGCUAUACUCCGAACACCGUCGAGUCGCUUCUCGCUUUCAUCGGCACCUCUACUCCCAAUUUGAAGGAACUCCACUUCAUGGUCAACGGCUUCAUCACCCCCAUGGCCCUCAAAUCCCUCACCAACGGCUGUCCCAACCUAGAAUCCCUCUCGCUUUCCUCCUGCUAUCUGCUCAACGUCACCGAUUUCGCCAUCUUACUCGACUCGCCCUGCGCGAAAAAUCUGCGGUACCUGUGCCUUGCCCAGCUUCGAUUCGGGGACGAUUUGCUGAUGGAGGCCAUUGCGGCGACUUGCACGAGCCUGCGUGUGCUGCUGGUUCACCAUGCGGCGUCGUUGACGGAUGGGGGGGUGCGUUGUUUGGCGGAAAGGUUGAAGAGUUUGCGAUGGAUCAAGCUUCAGGCCUGCAGAAACAUCUCCCUGGGAGUACUGGACAGACACGGGUUCGUGAACGAUGCAAACUGUCCUGUUGUGUACGUCCCUCGAUGGCCUGUCGGGUUCGGGAUGGCGUACAGACGUGUCCCUCAGGAGGCGUAAAGCGAAAGACUUUCAGGUUUUCCAGGAGAGCUUUGGACGGACGUGGUGAAACUCGGACGCUUGAUUGAGACUGGGAGGUGCAUAUGGGUAGUCUUAGAGGCGCUGUUCACCCUGCGGACUCGAACAUUUUCGUGUGUGGAGGGGUCCCUGGACAAUGGAUGUAGCUAUGUUUGCUUCAAUAUAGUUUGCAAACGAAAGCUUGCGUAUCUACGCC